CACAGUUUCACCAUGGCUUCCGAUCCUGUCAUACCAGAGCCGCCGCGAGCACUAGAGGAAAUUGCAAUCAUCGACAACUCGUUGUCGUUCCCAAGUUUCACUUCUCAUACAGCUUGGGAGGUGGGUUCACGCCUGCGAAAUCGCUUGUUGGCAUUCUCGAAACCAGCCGUGAUAGACAUCAGCCUAGCUCAUGGGCACCAUUGCCUUUUUCACGCGACUACGCACUCAGGGACCUCGCCUGACAAUGACAGCUGGGUAGCUCGAAAACGGAACACGGUCUUGCGAUUUGGAUCGUCCACUUGGUACAUGCACAACAAGUUCAAAGGAGACGAGGCUCAAUUUGCAUCCAAAUUUGCUUUAGGGACGAAGGCGAGCGAAUAUGCAGUCCACGGAGGAGGCUGGCCAGUUCGCGUGCAGGGUGUUGAAGGUAUAGUGGCUGUCAUUGUGGUGAGCGGCCUCAGGCAAGAGCAGGAUCAUGGCAUUAUUGUACAAACCGUACGAGAAUUUCUUGACGAGCUGGGCAUCGAGAUGGGCGAGAAGAAGAAGGAAGACUGAGAACAGCUGUGUCAGGCUCUGACAUAGUGUGUUCAGCAAUGCGGAGACCAGAUCCGACAUAUCACACAAUGGGCAAUCCUACUGCGUCUUGGAAGCUACAUGGAAGCAUUAGAGCGAGGCGUCUCAGAUCGCUACAAGUCUCAUCGCCACACUUUCGAAUCGAAGGUAUGAAUGAUGAAAUACCGC
This is a messenger RNA of Pseudocercospora fijiensis CIRAD86, 741 nucleotides long. RefSeq lists its product as uncharacterized. The transcript has a single exon. Gene Ontology annotation, cellular component: TRC complex. NCBI's taxonomy places the organism in Eukaryota, Fungi, Ascomycota, Dothideomycetes, Mycosphaerellales, Mycosphaerellaceae. Bases 13 to 555 code for a protein of 180 amino acids. Gene Ontology annotation, biological process: post-translational protein targeting to endoplasmic reticulum membrane. The record is from RefSeq and is a predicted model, not a curated record.